Molecule: messenger RNA, 1723 nt
Organism: Maniola jurtina (meadow brown)
Lineage: Eukaryota; Metazoa; Arthropoda; Insecta; Lepidoptera; Nymphalidae
Product: facilitated trehalose transporter Tret1-2 homolog
Exons: 9
Coding region: 274-1665 (463 amino acids)
Biological process (GO): transmembrane transport
Cellular component (GO): membrane
Molecular function (GO): transmembrane transporter activity
Source: RefSeq, a predicted model, not a curated record
AUCUCACAUGACCAAUGUAUGAACUGAGAUUUUUAUACGAUUGUGAUCACGAAUCAAAACAGAUUGGCGGAUACUGUAGUGGCUGCAGUCAGAGUUGGCGGUCAAGAGGCACCGGUCUCUCUCAUCUGCUCGAUACAAUUUUCAUUCGCUGGUACUUCCCUUUAGUGCAUCGAGGAAUAAUCGCGGUGCGAGGAAACCGCUCUAGAGAGAUAUCAAUUGCCAUUGUCGCCGGUGCGUUCUUGUUUGUGGAAUUCAAUUGCUGAGCGUUUCGUCAUGAUCAAAAUUCCCGCAGCAUUCUUGAAACAGUUGUGGCUGACCUUCGGCGCAUCGCUGGCUUUUCUCAUCAUCGGUCUGGUCAGAGGAUACUCAGCAUCCGCUAUUCCAUCUAUAGAAAGUUUAGAUUCUAAUCUAAUACAGAACAGCGAGGAGAAAUCAUGGAUUGGCGCAAUCCCACCUCUUGGCGCAUUCGUAGGAAGCAUGUGUUCCGGGCCGCUAAUGCAGAGGGCGGGCAGAAAACGCACACUACAGUUGACAGCACCCCUCUGGGCGGCCAGUUGGAUCAUUCUAGGUUUCGCAGCCAACUUCUCACUCAUCCUGCUGGGUCGAAUAGUGUCUGGCCUUUGUGUAGGCUUCGUUUUGGCCCCUGCGCAAGUAUAUGUCAGCGAGUGCUGUGACCCCGAGAUCCGUGGGCGCCUUGGUUCGUUGCCCACCCUGUCCAUGUCCCUGGGCAUCCUCAUCUCUUACACAGCGGGCAGCUGGCUCUACUGGAGAUACCUGGCCUUCCUUUCUGCUGUAUUUUGUGUGGCUUUGUUUGUGGUACUCCUUCCGCUGCCCGAGUCCCCUGUAUGGCUGCACGCGAAAGGGCUCGACAAUACGUCAGCAAUCAAGUGGCUCCACCUCUCACAGCAUGCUAUAGCAACAGUUAAAGAUGAAGAAAUUAACGAAAAAGUAGAAGAGCCGAAAAGCCUUUUUACUCGUGAAGUUUUCUUCUCCUCAGCGGUCAUGAAACCCCUGACGGUCGGGUUCGCGCUGCUCUUCUUCCAGCAAUUCAGCGGCAUUGAUGCUGUCAUAUUCUUCACUGUGGAGAUCUUCCAAAGCGCUGGAAGCAAGCUAAACGCGAUGACGGCAACGAUCACGGUGGGUGCGGUGCAGCUGUUCAGCAACGGCGUGAGCACCAUGCUGGUGGACCGCGCGGGGCGGCGGCCCUUGCUGCUGCUCUCUGCGGUCACCAUGUGUGUCUCCAUGGUGGGGAUGGGUGCGGCGUUUUACUUUGAGUUUGAACACUCUUCGUAUCUUGGAUACUUGCCCAUCGCGAGCUUGGUGGUGUUCAUGUUGGGCUUCUCGCUGGGCUUCGGCGGGCUGCCGUUCCUGCUGCUCGGAGAGCUGUUCCCCACGCACUACCGCUCGCAGCUCUCCGCCAUGGGCAGUGCUGUCAAUUUACUGUCUAUGUUCACUGUCAUCAAAUCCUACCAUGCUUUAGAGCACGUAUUGACGUCUGCUGGAACCUUCUGGAUGUACUCCUGCUUCUGCGCAGUGGCCUUCUUCUUUGUGCUCUUCAUGGUCCCCGAGACGAAGGGCAAAUCUCUCGCCGAGAUUGAAGAACAUUUCAGGGGAAAAAAGGAAAAGGACAACGUGAACUUACAAACGAUAAAGACUAAAUUUUAAUCUUGGUAUAGCCGUUUAUACCUGUACCUAUUUGUAGAGGUAUAAAUUAUAGUUAAAA